AUGUCCUUCAGCAGGAGGAACUGGUCCGAUCUCUCCAGCCUGGCCAGGCAGAGGACCCUGGAGGAUGAGGAAGAGCAGCAAAGAGAGCGCCGCCGAAGGCACCGGAACCUGCUGUCAUCCACCUCCACAGAGGAGGAACCUGCCAGCCCUGCCAAGGACACCAGCCCAGCCUCCAGCAGACCUUCGUCCCUGGUGAAGCCGCAGUCUCCGGAGGACGGGGAGGAGCGAAAGCUCUCAGAGGUGCUGAAGACACAGGAAGGGAGAAGGACGAGGUGCCUCCCAUCCGUGUCCGAAAAGCUGCGGCAGGAGAAGGAGCAGAAGGAGGCGGGGGUGGCCGAGAGCUGCCCGCAGACAGAGGCACAGCCCCGCGGGAGGCAGCAGAGCGGCCGCGCUGCAGAGGAGGCGCCCGGGGGCAGGGGGGACCUGGCCCGGGACAGGAACCCGGAGCCAGCCCCCGAGAGGAAGGUGGUGCUGAGGGCACGGCUCCAGGACACAGAGCAGGGAGUGCAGGCUGCUCGGGGGGAGCAGAGGAAGGAGGUAAAGGAGCCACCAGAGGUGGGGAGCUGCCGGCUCCGGGAGGUGAAGAUCCUCACCAGGGUGGGGAACCGCAGCGCAGAAGAGAAAAGCUCAGCGGUGGCCUCAUCUGCAGAGCAGCAGCAGCCAUCCAGGAACCCCUCAAAGCAGGUAAUCCAGCUGUCCCCUCCCCAGGAUGAAGCUGAAGAAAAGCCAGAGCCUUCUCCAACCCACGUCACCUCCAUCCGACGGGCCAGCCCCAGAACCGUCUCCUUCAGGAUCAUCUCCAAGAAGCAGAAAGAAGAGAGCCAAAGCCCUCUCACAAGGAGUGCGAGUCUGAGGAUCCCAGGCAGCAACAGCACCAUUGGGGAGAAGCUGGAAAAGUACAACUCAGCUGUGCAGCGCUCGGAGGGGGUGAAAUCCUCCGUGCCGGCCCAGAAGAGCCGCCUGCUCUCCUCGGAGGGCGUGGCGAGCAAGCGCAACUUCUUCGAGCGCAGCGCUCCGGCCAAGGCCGAGCCGGCGGCUCCCAGGAAGGACAGCCUCAAGAUCCCAGGGUCGGUGACAUCCCGCAUUAAUCUGUGGAUCAGCCGAGCUCAGGAGCCUGCCAAGGAGGAGAAUGGCAAGGAAAUCCGGAGAAUCAACAGCCUGGCAAAGCGAGAUGUCUGGAUAAAGCAGCCUGGGGACACCUCUGGAGACACCAAGUUGCAGUAACACCAGCUGUGCUAUCAGACCAUCUGGGAAAAACU
Molecule: messenger RNA, 1259 nt
Organism: Melozone crissalis (California towhee)
Lineage: Eukaryota; Metazoa; Chordata; Aves; Passeriformes; Passerellidae
Gene: LAD1
Product: ladinin 1
Exons: 10
Coding region: 1-1224 (407 amino acids)
Molecular function (GO): structural molecule activity
Source: RefSeq, a predicted model, not a curated record